Messenger RNA from Marchantia polymorpha subsp. ruderalis, 3483 nucleotides. The record is from the annotation of a GenBank genome assembly. Lineage: Eukaryota; Viridiplantae; Streptophyta; Marchantiopsida; Marchantiales; Marchantiaceae.
ACUGCAAUCAUCAUCAUCAUCAUCGGCAUUGGAUCCCGAGGAGUUCUUGAUCGUGUUCUUCGGCCCCGUAUCAGAAGCCGCAGACAAGUUUGAGCUUGUUCUCGGACCAUUGGGACACUGCUUGCUUGCUUCUACGAUGGACUGACGUGAUCGAUGGCCGGCGGUGCACGGCUAUCUUGGCUAACUUAAGGGACUCUUGGAACUGAAGCGGGUCGUGCUUUCUUGGGUUUGAUACUCAGAUGUUUGCUUUCACGUGCUGCAACUUGGUCUAGGGAAUGGUCGAGCUUUGAGUGACCACUGACUGCGAUGUGUACCUAAUGUAUGCACAAUCUUGUGUCGGAGAUGCUCUAUUUAGCCAUCUUGAGACUGCCGCCGCUUUCAGUCUGACGCUUUUGUCCAGUACACCUAACAUGAAGGCUACUCCUCCUUUGGUACUAUUGGACAAUGUCUGUAAGUCCCCAUCUUCUUCGUACAUAUUUUCAUAUUUUUUUUCUUACCUCCUUGUAGCACUGAUGAGAAGAUCUCGCUCUCAAUUGUAAACUGAUCGUUGUCUGUGACUAAGGUGUAACGACGUAGUACCUCUGUAUAUCGACUUCGUGCUGUCUGAAGAAAAUUAUGGCAAAAGAAAACCAUCAAUCUUAUAUAUUUGCUGAUAUUGGACUAGCUGCUCCAUAGUAGGCAGAUCUUCACAAGUGGGGUGCUCUGACGCAGGCCAGUAAAUGUUGCUCAUCUUUCCUUGUCGUGUGUCGAACCUCACAUGCAUGUCAAGUCUACUCCGGUAGAUGCAGCAAGAAGUCUUUGUCUCAGAGUGCAAUCUACGGUCUCGUCUUCGACCUGGGGUUGCGAGUGCACGUGCGCGGUAGUUCUUCACUCAUACCAUGCAUACAAACUUCUCCCGCUCAGGUGGUAGGCGUAAACUAUUAGUUCUCAUUCUCUUCCAUACAAGUGCUUCUGCGUUGAAACCCCUGGACCAGUGAACGGGAGUGAGGAAAUGAAGUAUUGACGUAAAAUCUUGUUUUAAUGCGAAACAAAAGAUCGGUUGCAAUUGCAAAUCCAGGAAAUGUGCAUUUCUACUAAGUUCCACGUCCAUGCAUUACACAUAUUUGACCUUUUCGACGACGAGUCGAUCCUACCUUGCGUGUAUAUUCCACGUGCAGUCGGUUUGGUUCCUGAGCUACGUUUAGGUGAAGCAUUUUAACGCUGAACGACUGACGUAUGAUCGGGAGCCCGCUGCCCACGGCGAGGCACACAUUGAAUUUUUCAAUGAUCUCACUGGCGUGAAUUGGGGUCUGUUUUGAUACUGGAGUUGUUUGUCAGAAUGGGUGUUUCAGACCUAUGUCUGGAAUCCAGAUAGUAAGCUUUUUCACGAAAACCCCAAACCCAGGUGAAAUAAGCUCAGGCUGUAACGAACAAGUGAUUCAUACGGUCUUGAUGGAUUCUGGAAACCUCUAGCUUCAAUUGAUCAAAUCUUUCUCUUACGUACAUGCUGACAGGAAUCUCAAAACCUGCGAAGUUGCAUAGCUUAUAUGAUGUGCUAUACGUAUACCAUGUGUUUCUUUGGCAAGCUGCCCAAUAGAAAUCAGUUAGGCUGAGCGUAAAAAGUCCGGCUAGUCUCUCUUCAGUGAUGCUGCUGUUUAAUUGUCUCCCGUAUGGGGGAUCCUUUCAUCUUUCUUGUGUGAGUUUGCAAGUCUGUGUUCCCGUUUAAAAGUGUAUGUGGGUUAGUAAAAUUUUUACAUCUGACUGUGCGAUUGAGUGAAGCGAACCUAUCUCGAAGCAACAUUUGGGUGGAGGAUCAGUCUACUCCUACAUUUCAAGUACAUCCUCCCUGGUGGAGAAUGAAGCGGCGGAGGCCUAAGAGUUGCUAAUAAGCACAUAUGUUAUAAUUUUGGGUACAUCGGGGAUCUUUCAAAUGCUCAGUGUGUGUAAGGUUAAAGGUGUAUAGGACAUGAUUUGUACCUAUCCUUUUGGAGAGAGUGUGGACUGGUAUUUGAGAAAGGUGUUACUGGGGUCAAUGAGAACGAAGUUAAAAAAUAUUGCUGUCAUGUUGUGUCUUGGAAGGUGGCCUGCCUCCAGCUCUCAUUUUCUUGAUAAAUUCUCUUCAAGUAGAAUUAAAGAUUGUGGUCGCGAGGGGCUAGUCAUCUUUCAAGGACUUGACUUGAUUGCAUUGACUCGGCUCCUUACUUGAAUUUCUCACCAAUAUCAACAUCAAAAGAAAAUCAAAGGUGAGUCAAUUUCCUCCAAGUUUAUGAACUGUUCACGCUUGUCAACUGUUUAUAAGAGGCUGCCAGAAAUUUGGAACUCAUUUCCAUCUGCUUCUGUUUGUAGUUAGUGAUUUUCAUAUUCUUCUAGACUUUCAACCCCUUGAGAGAUAAGACUACAUUUACUGAGAAUCAGUUUUGCUAGUUAUAAAUAUUUACAAUUAGUGAUACAGUAUUUAGAGAAAAGAUCUGAACGUUGUAGGUUGUGCUUAACUUAGACGAGUAAGGUUUCAAGGUUAUAUAUAUGUUUACGUUUAUGUUAACAUAACUCCAUGCCCUGUUGAAGCGGACUUUGCCCUCAUAUUUGAAUCGAUUGUUCACCGAGGCCCGGUAUAGCAUCUUUUGCUCUGCUGGAUUAUGUAUCAAGCACCAGACAAAUAUGAUAUCAGCUUGUAUUGCUCUAAUUGUGAAUGAUCGACGUUGGCCGGCCUUUCAGCAUGCAUCUAUCCAGUAUGAUCGUUGCUUGGAGAUCAAGGAGAACGAGUGGGCGAAAUAAGUUUCUAUUUGUACCACCUGAGAUUGUGUAGUCAGAUCUGCUCACGUUUAAUAAACGUCGUUAGCUGUGAUGGAGGUCGUACUUUUUGUUGUGAACCGUUAAGAAGCCUGCUUUGUCAGCUGGAGGAGACGCAAAGUGACAUCUCUUCAGCACAAAGGUGAACGCAUCAGUGUUACCACAUUAGACAAGGUCUGUUUAAUCAUGGUUUGCAUUCUUGUGUUGAUGUCUGCUACAGGCUCAAUGCUGCGUAGUGGAUUGUCUGUAAGAUCUAGCAUAUAUUGCACUAAACGGUUUGUUCAUAGAUAACACUAACGCAGCCACGUGAAUACUUUUCUUUCCCCACAUUCAUUACAUUGUGGUGGACAGCUAUAUUGGAUACGAUUGCUUCUAUGAAGUUUACCGAGCAGUCUUAACUGAGAACACCUUGAGUCUUCGGGACUGUUGGGUCAGUGUAGGUUGUGACAAGUAAUUGUUUAAAUUAGAUUUGAAACCAUGAAGGAUAAUUUACGUCUCAACUUGUCGCAUUUGUAGAAUGUUUGAUUGAGAGCAGACUUUUGAUUCAGAUUUGUUGGAAACUUUUAGUAUCUGUAGAAUCUUUUCAAAAUCAUUAUUUCAUUAUAUAGAUUAGAAUUCUGUGUAUAAUGCAUAUGCGAGCAUCGAGAUGAUUCAACGAUGUUUUAUUCUUCCCAACAUAAUAAUAAUGAUUGAAAAUAUUAUUGUCGGAUUGAU